Messenger RNA from Arctia plantaginis, 2151 nucleotides. The record is from the annotation of a GenBank genome assembly. Lineage: Eukaryota; Metazoa; Arthropoda; Insecta; Lepidoptera; Erebidae.
AUGCAUGAAACGAUCAUCCGGCUAGCCAAUGUGUGGAAGACGUGCAACAAGAUCCGCGCCGCAGCCUUCCGCGUUGGGCUGAGCUUGUGGGACUGGUACCGGCCGCUCGACCCUGAGGGAAACUCGCUCAUAUCUGAGUCCAAGUUCGUGUCGAUACUAGCCGGUCCGCUGCGCUCGGUGAUCGGUUUAUCUGAUGAUGAGAUCGCACAGCUAGCUGACUACUUCAGGGCGCAAGACGGACGUGUGCUGUACCACCAGCUCUGUCAAAUCAUUCAUGGUGAAGAUCCUGGCGGCCGAGACAAGACAUCGGCGGACUGCAUCCUAGAAGCGUGCCCACCUCCCCCUGAGCCAGCGUGCCACACCUUGGACGUAUGGCAGACCAGACGCCUCUGCUGUCUUUUAGCCACUAUUGCCGCACGCAACCUUCCACUGAAGCCUUACUUCCAGGACUACGAGCUAGUAGCCAAGAACGAUGGUCGCAUCACAUUCGCGCACUUCGCGCGCAUCCUCACCUACAUCGGGGUCAUCGUGUCUCCUGAGGACUUCAACUUGCUGGUGCGAAAGUUCAUCAAAGACUCCUACACAUUGGACUAUGUCGAAUUCCUCAAGGCAGUGGAAGCAGUGAAGAAGGAGGGCAUCCGAGGACUUGGGCCGGAGUAUGAACACCCGGCGGCAGUGAUUGACACUACUUUGCCGAAAUUGGUGCGACCAGAGAUCGAGGCUGGUCUGUCGACUGCGCCGUUAGGCUCUACAGAAGUGUUCCACCCAGCGUUAGCAUCACAACGUCCAACGCGAGAGCUCGUCGAUAUCAUGUUGCGGGUGCAGGAGUUCGUGAAACAACGGAGCGUCAGGGUCUCUGAAUUUUUCAGGGACUACGACCCCUUAAACUGCGGCCGUAUUCCACCGCAGCAGUUCCGCCGCGCGAUGGACAUUAUGGGCCUGUCCAAAAUUUUAUCUGCAGAAGAAACAAUUUGCGUCAUGAGGCACUACGUCGAUCCUAACGACCCGCAAAGAGUGUGCUGGAGAACCUUCGAGGAUGACUGCGACCAAGUAUUCACAACCAAAGAGCUUGAGAAGCACCCGGAUGCGGUGGCGGGAGCAGCAGGUGCUAUGGCAGCACAGCUUCCUCCUCUGGGUUCGGCAGCUGACCGCGGAGAGGGAGAAUCGCGCGCUGACCUGGACGCUGCGCAGGCGGCGCUGCUACGUGUCCGUGCCGCUUGCGUUGAGCGCUCUAUCGAUCUACGACCUGCUUUCUCAGAACACGAUGAACACAACAACGGGCACGUGUCGCGUGCGCAGGUGCGCCGCAUACUAGCGCGGUUGGGGGUGCUGCCCUCGGCUGCGCAGGUGCGCGCGCUUGAGGCGCGCUACCUCGACGACUGCGGCUUCAGCUACGUCAGGUUGUUGGAAGAGAUGGAGGAGCGCCCCGCAGAGAGCGCCACCAUCGCGGGCCCCUCGACGUCAGUCAGCCGCGGCGCGCGCUCCUCGACCCCUGACCCACUGCAGACUGACAUCGUACAGAUCCUGGCAAAGAUCAAGGGCAAGAUGGUACGUGAAGGUAUACGGCCGCGUGAGUUCCUGCGUCAGUUUGACGCUCACAACGAGCUGGUGAUCCCGCGAGCAGACUUCUACCGCGGGCUCGCUUCUGCCGGCCUUCCUCUAUCACCUCUCGAAAUGGACACCCUCAUGGAAGUUUUCUGUGCGCCGAAUCGUCGCCGCUACAUAGAAUACGAACGCUUCUGUUCUGUGGUGGGUGAGGCGCUGACGCAAGGAGGCCUGGAGCGGGCGCCGCUGCUCGAGCCCAUCCCGCACGUGCCCACCAUAGACACUCCCCUCAAUUUCCUCAACUUCGAGGAGAGGAAUAUUGUCUCUAUGGCACUUAAGAAGCUGUCCAAGUAUCCAGACCAGCUGUCCAACAUACUGGAGUUGUUCCAAGACAUGGACCGGGAGAAGUGCGGCACGAUUCCGAUCGUGUGCGUGGAGCGCGCGCUGUGCAUGCGGUCGCUGCUGUCGCUGGUGUCGGCUCGCGAGCGCGCCCUGCUCUACAAGUGCUUCGGCUACAGCCGCGGAUGUGGCCUCGAGGUCAACUACCGAGCGUUCUGCAAGGCUCUGGACGUGCUACACGCCACCGCCAGCGCCCAGCCCUGCUGA